UUGUAUUGAUCAUUUGCGGUUUGCUUGUAUGCUCUAGAUUGGUGUUUUUUUGUAUGAUUAAUUUGUAUGAGAAAAUUGAUGUUAAACUUUUAUUUUGAAAGAAACUUGUUAUUGUAAAUUUUUUCCACAAAAACCCACGGGUACCCAUGAACCCGCGGAUACCCAGCAGGUUGGGUUGGGUUUGAGUUUUUCAAACCCAACGAGUUUUAUCCCAAGUUUUUUUGGCAGAUAAACCCAUGAGUUUGUGUUUGACAAAACCCGCCCCAACCCGACCCAUUGCUAUCCUACUUGACAUUAGUUUCCCACGUCAGCUUUACCGUAGCUGCGUGACCUCCCUUCUCUCUCUCCCCUCUCAGUGUCUCUGGCCGUUUGCUCUUUCCUUCCUUUCUCAGAGGAGAAAAUCCCAUCCAGUCUCUCUCUCUCUCUCUCUCUCUUCAAUCACUCUGUUUUCCUUUCCUCCCCUGUUUCCUCUCCCACGGCUCAAAGUUACCAAAACUCACCCAGAAUUCAAAAACCUUCCUCCAAAAUAAAGAACAAAAGCUUUCAAUUUAAAAAUGCACACCAAGACCGAUUCGGGAGGGACGAGCGUGGACGCGACGUGGCCGCCGCGCUGCUCUCCGCCCCGCCGGCCGGUGUACUACGUCCAGAGCCCGUCCAACCACGACGUAGAGAAGAUGUCCUACGACGGCGGCUCCAGCCCCGCCGGAUCCCCGCCCCACCAUUUCUACCACUGCUCCCCAAUCCACCACUCCCGCGAGUCCUCCACUUCCCGAUUCUCCGCCUCCUUGAAAAAUCCCCGCAGCCUCUCCGCCUUGAAGCACGUCCAGCUCAACAACCACCGCCGCACCGGCCUCGACGACGAUGAGUUCGACAACGAAAACGACGAGUUCGCCGCCGUAGGCGAUCGUGGGUUCGACUCGAGCCGGCACAAUUCCAUCCGGGUCUACAUCCUCUGGCUCUGUUUCUUCUUCCUGCUCUUCACUCUGUUUUGCCUAAUCCUCUGGGGCGCCAGCAAGUCGUACGCUCCCAAAAUUUCCGUCAAGAGCAUGGUGUUCGAGAAUUUUAAUGUACAGGCAGGGAAUGACGGAACAGGGGUGCCAACAGACAUGCUCUCGUUGAACUCAACGGUCAGGAUCCACUACAGGAACCCAGCCACCUUCUUCGCCGUACACGUCACCUCCACCCCGCUCGAGCUCCAUUACUUCCAGCUCGAGCUCGCCUCUGGCCAGAUGAAGAAGUUUUCUCAGCCGAGGAAGAGCGGCCGCACGGUGGUCACCGUCGUCAACGCGCGCCAAGUCCCGAUGUACGGCGGUGUGCCGGUGCUGUCUAAUGCCUUCACCGACAUGGGCAGAGUCGCCGUCCCUCUCAACCUGACCUUCACCGUCCGGUCCAGAGCCUACAUUCUGGGGAGGCUGGUGACGUCCAAGUUCUACACCAAGGUCCGGUGCCGGCUCACCCUCCGUGGGAAUAAUCUCGGGAAAUCCCAUAACUUGACCGACGCUUGCUUCUAUGGUUGAUGAACAUGUGUAUAUGAUGUGUCUUGGUAAUGCUACAUUGCUAUUGCAUAUAUUUUUUGGGGUUAUAGCUUGUUGGUUGGUGUAAAUUGCAAUUUGGUUUUGGGGGUUUCAGAGAAAUGGAUUGUUGAAAUUAUUCUCCUUAUAACGAUGAGUGUGAAGAUGUCGUUACGCGUUCUUGGUUGUUCGAUCUGAGAAUUGGAUGGUUGUGAUUCUUGUUGGAGAUGAACUCGUGAUAGUAUCUUAUGAUUAGGUGGAGUCAUAGCCAUUUGAUUCUUGAUGGAAUAACUCAGAGCUAGUAAG
Messenger RNA from Linum trigynum, 1817 nucleotides. The record is from the annotation of a GenBank genome assembly. Lineage: Eukaryota; Viridiplantae; Streptophyta; Magnoliopsida; Malpighiales; Linaceae.